GGACCCUCAUCAUCCCAUCCCAUCUCAUCUCAUCCCAUCGCCGACUCCCACACAAACGCACAAUGAGGAUAUUGACCCGGCCUGCGAUCCGGCCUGCUGCCCGGCCUGCAACCUGGCUCGCUCUGCCCAAACCGCCCAUCCGCUGUCGGUCAGCCGUCGCCCAGUCGUUCUCCACACCACACCGCAUCUAUCCCUGGCACACCUCGGACCAACCUCGAGUGAUUAGCGUCCAGGACCGCGCUCCUCGCAGCCUCUCCGAAGCCGGAUCUGCUCUCAUCAACUGGAUCACCAACAGCUCGGUCGUGUUCCUGACCGAGUUUGCCGUCUCGAGCUACUACACCAACAUCUUCAAGGACACCAGCAUGAUGUCGUCGUCAAACAUGCCGCCAGAGUUCCUGCCGAAUGCUGCUCGCUCGUUCGAAACCUUCGCCAGCGUCCUCGGCAGCUGGACCUCCGACCCGCAGGGGCCCGAUGCCAAGCUCUACGAGCAGGCCGUCCAGAGGAUGGUGACUCCAGAACUGUUCAGGCGACUCAAACGGGAGCAAGAUGCACUCGUCGCACACCGCCAAGCAGCCAACAUCAGCGUCACCGACAUCCUCGACUGCCGGGAGUCCAGGACCGAAAUCCGACUGGGCGAGCCGGCACCUGCGUUGGCCAGAACCCUGACCAACUGCAAUCCCUAUCAUCGCCUGUACAAGUACGGUAAAUCGCAUGUCUACUACACCUACCACUCGGUCGGAUUCCUCUGCAGUGCUGCCGACUGGGCCAAGCGCAAGGAGGGCGUACCGCUGCAUGAGAUCUUUGGUGCUGCCAUCGAAGAAGGGGCCACGCUGCUUGUCGAAGUCGCCAUCAACGCCCAGGUGGAAUUCUCGCAAUCAGCCGAUCCCCGAGCUGCCGAUACUCGCUCCAGCAUCACUGUUGAGCCACCAGAUGCCCUGUCGUCCCAGUCCCCCGACCCAAAUCCCUCCGAUUCUGCCGAAGCGUUUGUGUCAGAUUCUCGGCGUCGUGAGGUUCUGGUACUCUUGGAAAGCAACCACAUCCCGCGAAGCCAUUUGGUCGACAACAGCGGUGACGCUGCCGACUCGAUCGUCUGGAAAAUCGCCGACAUUGACUAUCUUUUGGAGUCGAGCCGCUUCAACCAGUAUGUGCUCGGCAACGCCCUCAAAGUGCUCAAGCGAUAGAGCCAGCAUCGUAUCGUUCUGGCGCUCGCACCGAGCUGGGAUGGCACUCACACCGAACUGGGACGGAGCUCGCACUGAGCUGAGAUGGCACUCUCUCUCCUUCCUGCCUUUUUUUCGAGGUCGAUUGUCAUGCCGUCUCGAUCAUGGAUACGCACUUGCUCAUCCGAUUGUGUCCAAGAACAUUCCCAUCCCCAGAGCACCCAUCAUCGGACCACUGCACCCAGAGAGAGGUAGCCCUCGUGCAUUCAAGUCCAUGGUGUCUGAGAACUUGUCGUUGAUGCUUGUCAACAGAAAUGGUGUAUAGAUACUAUGCAUUGGAUUCCCCAUGUGCGACCCAGA
Messenger RNA from Polychytrium aggregatum, 1520 nucleotides. RefSeq lists its product as uncharacterized. Lineage: Eukaryota; Fungi; Chytridiomycota; Chytridiomycetes; Polychytriales. The transcript has 2 exons. Bases 63 to 1181 code for a protein of 372 amino acids. The record is from RefSeq and is a predicted model, not a curated record.